AUGAGUUAUGCAGAAAAACCCGAUGAAAUCACGAAAGAUGAGUGGAUGGAAAAACUCAAUAACUUGCACGUCCAGCGAGCAGACAUGAACCGCCUCAUCAUGAACUACCUGGUCACAGAGGGCUUUAAGGAAGCAGCAGAGAAGUUUCGAAUGGAAUCUGGGAUUGAACCUAGCGUGGAUCUGGAAACACUUGACGAGCGGAUCAAAAUCCGUGAGAUGAUCCUGAAAGGCCAGAUCCAGGAGGCUAUCGCGUUGAUCAACAGCCUCCAUCCGGAGCUCCUGGACACCAACCGGUAUCUCUACUUCCACCUGCAACAACAGCACCUCAUAGAGCUGAUCCGCCAGCGCGAGACGGAGGCGGCGCUGGAGUUCGCGCAGACCCAGCUGGCGGAGCAGGGCGAGGAGAGCAGGGAGUGCCUGACGGAGAUGGAGCGCACUCUGGCCCUGCUGGCCUUCGAUAACCCUGAGGAGUCUCCAUUCGGAGACCUGCUUCACAUGAUGCAGAGGCAGAAGGUGUGGAGUGAAGUUAACCAAGCUGUCCUAGAUUAUGAAAAUCGUGAGUCCACACCCAAGCUGGCAAAAUUAUUGAAACUACUCCUUUGGGCUCAGAAUGAGCUGGACCAGAAGAAAGUAAAAUACCCCAAAAUGACAGACCUCAGCAAAGGUGUGAUCGAGGAGCCCAAGUAG
Molecule: messenger RNA, 687 nt
Organism: Puma concolor (puma)
Lineage: Eukaryota; Metazoa; Chordata; Mammalia; Carnivora; Felidae
Source: RefSeq, a predicted model, not a curated record